GACAUAUUGAACCAAGCGUAAAAAGAAACGUCAUAAUCAAACGACAGUUUUGGCGGUCCACUAGUUUUAAUGUCGUAAAAAUCAAAUAAGAAUGAAUUUUCAUCAAAGAUAAGUGAUAAGUGCGAGUUAUUGUGAAAAAUUUUGUGGUCUGUGACUCGAAGUAGAGAAACGACUCUGGAUUGCAACUGUUGAAGACGCAAAUAAUUGUUUGUUUGGUAACCUACUUGUGGAUUGGCUGUCAAAACGUAGUCAACUUAAUUUUCUGUGUUUGAAAAUGUUUAAAGACUCUGUUAUGUCGAUAAGGUGAAUAGUUAGGGACGAGGGGAAUAAAUUGGAUGUGACCUCGGAUAGUUUCAGACGUGUCUAUAACGGCAUGACCUCAUAAAUGAAGGAGUCAUAUCCUGAUGACAUUAUGCUGUGCUUUGUUCAAGGGUUCGGAGAUAGAGAACGUAAUAAUAGUAAAACACGUGACUUGGAAAGGUCUGAACCAAAUGGCACAAGGCUGUCUAAGCGGAGAGAGCAAAGCAAGUUAACAGUUCAUAUUGAGAAUCUGGAAUCGGAUGCAGCAGCAGAGUUAAGUAGUAAAGAUACCACUCCUGAUGUUAAUGGAGAAACUGUGGAGAUUCGACCUAGAAAGUCUCUGUCAAUAGUCGGGCGGUCGUUAAGGCUUUCAUCUGCGGAUCGUUUUCUGAAUUGUUUGCCUGAAGUGAAGAGGAGCUUUAGUGACCGGUUUUCAGUUGCCAAUGAUGCCAAUGGGAAGAGGACAUCGAAAGGACUCUUGACCAUUAGGAAAACCUGGUCCACUGGAAACUUUGCGGCGGGCGCGGCGGGUAGCGGGUGCGGGGCACCGCGCUCCGCCCCCGCCACCCCGCUGCAGAUCGAGUCUCACUCCCGCGCCAGUAAGCACGAUAAGCAUGCAGUGAAACCCUUGUCAGGAUCAGCGCCAUCAGUCAACGUGUCAGUAGUUCAGAGCGCGGGCUCGGGAACAGAGACCAAAGACGGCAAGCAGCCCAGCAAGUCCCGACAGAAAAAGUUUCAGAGACACUUCCCGCAGGUCGGGCCCGAAGAACGAGUACUCAAUUAUUAUUCCUGUGCCCUUGUUGGCGAUUUGCUUCUCCAGGGGCAUCUGUAUAUAACGAAGAAUUAUUUCGCUUUUUAUUCAAAUGUCUUCGGAUAUGUUACUAAGUUGCUCAUCCCAGUCACGUCCGUGCUCCGAAUCACAAAGGAGAAGGUGGCCAGGAUUAUCCCGAAUGCAGUGGGAGUAUGCACGAGAGACGAGCGACAUGUUUUCGGGUCGCUUUUGUCGCGCGACUCUACGUACAAGCUGAUGACGCAAGUUUGGAAGGCCACUCGAGUGCCUGAAAAUGCUACGCCGAAGCCGCAAGACCUACGUGCAUCUGAGGUAGAGUUAGACGCAUCAGAGUACUCCCCUGACGACAGUAGCUCUGGCGGGGCGGACCAAAACGACUCGAAACCACCGCCCAUAGUGAAGAGAGAACCUGAAGCUAUCUCGUCCCUUUCCACAGCAGGCGCAGCGGUGAUCCAACCUGCGCUACUGACAGGUAGUACAGCACCUCGACGAGCGCCGCGUGGCUGGCAGGCGUUCCUCAUAUUCUCUAUCGUCAUUCUUGCAUUGUCUUCGCUUGUGCUGGCCUUCAAAUUAUACGUGAGCAGAUCGCAGACAGAGGAUGACGUGUUAAAGCUGUCCGGGGAAGAGUUGUAUACUGAGCUCGUGAGAUGGCGGGCGCGUCUACACGGCCGCGCUGCCUCGGAAAUGCAUGCUUUUCUUUCUACCAACCUGUUACUGCUCACAAAGGUACGGCAGUCACUAGAAGCGCUAUCUGGGGUGAUUCUCACUGACAUGGCACAAUCCGGUCACCAAAUAAAUCUCGAUGUGCCCAACGAAACUGCUUUUAGUUAGCGGACACUGAUACCUUAGUGUCUAAUUAAUGAACAUUCAUUUUAGUGUCAAAUUAGUGAACAGUAUCAACUUGGUGAACAAUACCAACUUACUGAAAAUGUCAUUAGUCGACAAUAGUUGUGGAUUCCAAUUUUUUAACGUAGACUUAUUUGACAAACCUGAAUAUAUUGCCUACCUUUCCACUCUCUAUUAUUUAAAAAAGGACAGCAAUGUAUAAAGAAUUUGAAUUACAGAGACCAUUGUCAUCUUAGUUGAGUUCUACUUUGAUAUCGACAUUUGUGCUGGCUCCAAUUUAGUGUUUUAACAAAACUAGAAUUAGAAUAUCUUUUUUUUUUAUUAAUAUGUGGAAUUAGUUUACUACCUGAAAAUGAAAACGAUAACGAUUUAAUGUUGUUUAAUUUAAUUUUAGUUUAGCACAGAGUUAAUCGUACUGUCACACUAAUUGUUGACUUAGUGAAAUCUGAAUUGUUUUAUUGCAAUAACUUUAACGCGAACUAAGAUUAUUGACAAUUUUCAUUGUAGUUGUUGAUGGUGCUGAUUCUGUUUUGUACAUCAGCCAAAUACUAAUCGAUACUAAAGUUAGUUUUAUAGAUGUGCGCCACAGAACAAUAAUCUAAAUGUUCACUUUCGUCAAAAGUAAUGUGAUAUUAAUUUCUAUUGAAUUUAUUUACGUAAUCAAUUUAUAACAAAUAAUUUAUCUUAAAUGUUAUUUAUUUGUUACAGACUUCCUCAUACUAUACACAUUAUGAUUUUUUAUUGCAAUCUUAAACCAGAUGUUGUACUGGAAGAUUGAAAAAAUAUACUGUUUAUGAAUGUAUUUAAGUAAGUAACGUUUAAAUAAAAACAUCUUAAAGUGGCAUUUCGAAAUAUUAAGAAUACCGUUUUAUAUUUCUCCAAUAUUCUAAACUAACAAUAAAGCUAAUGAUGUUUAUAUCACUACCCACAAAAUGAAAGGACGUUGGUCUUCGUUCUGUCCAAUUUACAUUACCAGAAUUGGCAUUAAAAUUUAAUUUGAUCAAAGUAAAUGCCUUUGUUAAUCUAAAUAAAAUAGGAACCAUAAUAAUGUCUGUAGCUUGUCUUGUGCCGAAAGUUUAGUUCAUAAUAAUACUUUACAACAUUUAUCUUAAUGUCCAAUUUUGAACUAACUGGCAUGAUUUAAUUUUAAUUUAGUAAAGUUUUAGUUCACUAAGAAAAAUCACAAAAUGUGAUUUUUGUUGAGAUUCGAAAUUCCAUACGUCUAAAAUCGAUCAAGCCAAACCGCUUGUCAAGUCAAAGGUGCAACAAUUUAAUUUGACAUUAGUAUACCGAUUCUGACUAUAGUUUUAAAUUGAUCCCAAAGGUUCCCACCUUAGUUCACUGCUUGCAUUAAAACAUCGUUGCAACUCAGGGAUAUCCCAAAAUAAAACCCCUUACUGUAUGAGUCGAUCGAAUUUAUAGUUUGUUUUUUAGUUUCCAUCUAUGCUGUCUUUAGUCGCUCAAACAACUUUUUUAGUGAGUUAAAAUUAGUGUAUUAGUGUAUGCUAUACAUGAUGUCAAUCACUAUGUAACAAAAUUUCAACAAGGUUCCGUUUCUGGUUUGACAGUUCUGGUUUCUGUUUAAUUGAUCAGCACGUAUGUAGAAAAUAGUAGCUACACCUCUGAAAGUUGGUUUUGUGGCUGUCAUACAUAGUGGUAUUUACAUAAUCUCGCAAAUGUACACAUUUUUAGAUUCAUUGUAAUUUAUUUGUAGAAUUUUGGUUGAAAUAUAUAAUGUUUGAAAUUUGCGUACCUUUAAAGAAACUUACAAAUUUUCUCAUUAUUUAAAGUCAAAAAGGGGACAUUUGUAUUUCAAAUCACUAUUGAUUUGAAAUAUAAUGUUCCCUUUGGCUCAAUUUAUAUUGCGGCGGAAUGGAAUGGAAGCGAAUUUUUGUAACUAUAUUGUUUAUGGCGUAAUGAACUUUAUGGUUAAUAGUGUAACGUACAAACUAGAUACCAGCUAAAAAUCAAGUCGUCUCGCGCAUUCGCGAGAAUUCCGCGGCUGCCGUCGUCGACGCUUGGCGAAACCGCGGGAUGUGGCGCGCCGUGUAACGCAGUGUAACGUCAAAUGUCGACAAAAUACAACAGCCUCAAGGCGCAGUUCCUGGAAUGCUCGAGCAAUUACAGUGAUCGAGCGCGCCUUCUCGCGCAGCGAAGCGAAAUUAACGCUUCCAUUCCCUUCCGCCGCAACGUAGAUUGAGCCUUUUUGUCUUUAAAUAAAGACAAACACGAAAAUUUUGUAAGUUUCCUUCAUGGUACGGAAAUUUCAACUUUUGUUGUUGUACAACACAAAAGUGACGUUUUAAACAGGGGAGUAAAGAUUUUUCUUGUUUUUAUGUUAGAACCAAUUAGAAAAUGAUAUUGUAACCCAAAAACAAAAAUCGUGUUACAUGAUGUAUUCUACCCUACUUUCAGUGGUUUGCCAAAUAGGUUUAAAUAACGAUUCUUGCCAGUACAUUAUGACAUUUUAUACAUUCUAUUGUAAUUAUGAACAUGUUGCUGCAGGUUAACCCUCGUCAAUUUAGACGAAGUCAACUAUUCUUGGGAAAUACCAUUUCAUAGUAAGAAUUCCUAAAUAAUCUAUUUCUCUAGUCUCUAAAGCUCACGGAAUUUACAAUUCUGUGAGAUUUAUUUUAAUAUUGACUUAAUUUCAUAUUACCAGUUUUCUUAACGUUAUUACGACAUAUUUUUUAUCACUGUUGAUAGCAACAAACGCGUAAAGUAUGCCAGGCCACUUUUGAAAAUUACCUUACGUCUUUAACAUGGCGUUGGUUGUUAAAAUGCAGUAAGUUUUUGUAGGCAGACUAUAUAUUAGCAUGUGCCUCGAUAUACUUUUGUUAAAAAAAUAACAAUGUUUAGACAAAUGCAAUAUUAAUUUACUGUAGUAGAAAUAGUUUCAUGUAUUUAAUAUUUAACAUAAUGUAACAAAACAGUUGAUUUUACAAAGCAUUAUAAUGUAAUAGAUGAAGUGUAAACUAUUAUUUAAUUAUUGAUGUAACUUGUGUAAUAAUAUAUUAUAAUUAUGUUACGCGAAGGUGUCUUGUAACAUCGUUUUUAUUGUGUUGCGAGAAAAUGUACCAAAAGGCAGUUCCCAGAGGUAUCGCGAAGGAGAAUGUUGCGUAACGCGCGGCCGUGUGUGAUACUGUAGUGUAUUAUACAAAUCAACGUUCUUCAGUUAGUGUUGCGUCUCUCUGUUGCGUCCUCUUGUGAGAGCCGUCUUAGCCAAGCCGCAUUGAGACUUUCUGAUUAAGAUAUAAUUUGUUAUGUCUCAGGAUGACGGGCUCAGUGGCAGUGCCCCUCAGAUCUUUAUGAUUUAAAUCGCUCUGAGCGGCACUGCAACUGAUAGGGAUAGGCGUGUCAUUUACCACCAGCACACACGUUCGUCCCACCAGUUCGUGUCAUAAAAACAAAUGUUCUGUCAGAUGUUAUGCCGUUACAAUUUUAUGUCCGCUGCAAGCACCAAUACGUACACCGACUAACAAAGGAAAGGUACAGUUGCAAAAACACUUUUUAGAAAUAAAAACAACAGUAAAUCACGGAAUGUUUUUAAUUUUAUCGAGAAAAUGAAUUAUCUGCAGGUGUAAUACAAUUGUAUAUGUACAUAUUUUCAAGUAAAGAAAAUCAUAAUAUUUUUUGAUUGGUGAAAAAGUGCGGAUUCCUUCCGGUAUCUGACAGGAUAUAUAAUCAGCAAUUCUGAAAAUAUACUUUGUGUUAUUGUUGGUAAUUUCUGUGAAUGGCCUAAAUUCGUUUGUACCGGUUACCAUCAGUGCCAAAGUCUACGUCGUUUUCUCAUGUUGUGUAUUUGAACUUGUUUCUAUUAAUAGAUACUAGCGCAAAAUCUUACUCUGUUCUAAAUAUAGACUUUAGGUACGUAAGAGUACAUUCUUAGGAGUCCUACUUUAUGGUAGUUGACAUACAUUUAGUGGAACGUGCGCUAAAUAAGUAUGUAAGCAAUAACAAUAUGUACAAAUUUUGAAAAAGGUUCUGUUUCUGGUUUAACAGUAUUGAUUUCUGUUUUAUUGAGCAGCAAUUUGCUUUUGUUACUGUCACAUGUGUAUAAACAUUAUUUAUAAAAGUGGUAAAGUCCAAUAAUUGCACUAAAAUACCAUAGAUGGCAUUACUAGUUUACUCAGAGAACUAAAAUUACUACACAUUAAUUUUCUAAAAGAUCAUUAUUUCAAAAUUUAAUUACAAGGGCUUAAUUCACAUUUACAAUGAACGACACAUUUCUAGGUUCGUUGUCAUCAAUUUGUAGAAUAUUUGUUGAAAUUAUGCUAUAGAUUUUAAAUAUAAUGUUCCGUUUUUACCCGAAAAUUUGUACAUUGUCUAAAUGGUACGCAAAUUCAAACUUUUCGCUAUUGGGAUCACAAAAACCAAAGUUUUGCAUGGAAAUAAAGUUUUUUCAUAUUUUUAUCUUAAAACGAAUAAGAAAACGAUAUUGAUAAGCCGGAAACAAAAAUCAGGUUACACGGGGCAAUAAAAAAAAGACAGCAUUUUUAAACACAUUAUUACCGCCAGCGUCCACGUUCCUAGCUGCCAUGUUGUAAAAGGUAGUACAUUUCAUUUAAAACAAUUUAAGAGCAUUUAGAAGAUACUAUCCAUGUUUUUGUAUAGUCGAGUAAUUCUUUCCCUUCGCCAAUUUCCAUUUCAAAGUCGAUGACAAUUUUGUAUUCGCAAGUGCUAAAUAGUUAGACGUGUUGACUUGACUUACAGUUUUACUAAAUUUUCGCAUAUAAAAUCGUCCAUUUCAAAAUUAAAUGGAAAAAGUAUAAUUUAAAAACAUUUUUAAUGCUCAAGGCGACUCAAGUAGCAUCUUUUCGUUCGGUAACUUUUUGCCAUAUCUUUAUGAUUGUUACAUAUAUGGAGAAAGUACAAGUAAAAGCUUUGUCGCCAAGUCGCUGGGUACAGUAUGUCACUAAAGACUGAAAUUAAAGGAUCUAAUUGUUGCCACGGAUUUAACAACUUUUGUUGUACAAUUUUCAAAACAUUGCUCAAAAACACUUCGCUAAUUGACGUCAUCAGCGCAAAAGUGGUGUAAUCCACAUUUAAUUUCUUUUGUAUAAUA
Hyposmocoma kahamanoa is the source of this 7001-nucleotide messenger RNA. Its product is annotated as GRAM domain-containing protein 2A-like. The transcript has 9 exons. The record is from RefSeq and is a predicted model, not a curated record. Gene Ontology annotation, biological process: intracellular sterol transport. Gene Ontology annotation, cellular component: endoplasmic reticulum-plasma membrane contact site; plasma membrane; endoplasmic reticulum membrane. The coding region runs from base 386 to 1921 and encodes 511 amino acids. NCBI's taxonomy places the organism in Eukaryota, Metazoa, Arthropoda, Insecta, Lepidoptera, Cosmopterigidae. Gene Ontology annotation, molecular function: sterol transfer activity; sterol binding.